AUGCAGCCACCAACCACCUCGACUGGUGAACUGGUUGAAAGAGGACAUAUUCACAGUACGAGCGGACUAGAAGAACAAUAUCGUCGUAAAGUGACGUCGUUCAGCACGAUAGCAGCACUAACUGACGAUGGAUUUGGUAUCGAGAAGCUGUUGCCGGCUGACAUCAAAUAUGAUGCGACACCGACAUGUGACGCGGAACAUGCUGUAGUGGGUGCCGGAGAAUCUGCUGACCAUGUGCGUGGGCGUGGUGGCGGAUUGCGUCGUACUUCGUAG
Messenger RNA from Necator americanus (New World hookworm), 273 nucleotides. RefSeq lists its product as uncharacterized. Bases 1 to 273 code for a protein of 90 amino acids. Lineage: Eukaryota; Metazoa; Nematoda; Chromadorea; Rhabditida; Ancylostomatidae. The record is from RefSeq and is a predicted model, not a curated record. The transcript has 3 exons.